UAGAAUCGGAAUUUAUCAAAUUCAACUUGUUACCAAAAGAAUCCAAAAUGCAGCAACUAGUAAGCAAAAGAGUUUGGGCUUUUGUCUAAACGUUGUCUAAGAAUGUAUGAACAUUACUAGGGUUAACCAUAAGCCGUAUCCUUAACCAAAACCCCGUACUUCGUGUUCCCCUUUCAAGCUUUUCUUCCCUCUUCAAUGGCUGAUUGACAUCACCAAAACCCUCAAUCAGUCCUUUAAUCCCUAAUUUUAUUCAUUAAUCUCUAAUUUUCUUUCUCGAUUUUCGUCUUCAAGUGCUUCGAUGAUUUGAAGAUUCAAUUGAUUUUGAGAUUGUAUGGUGGUAACUUGAUAUUCUUCCAGACUCAAGCAACUGUAAUUAAAAGGUGGAGAAAUUCACCAAGUUUGGGCUGGAAAUUUAAGCAAAAUAGAAUGCUGGAUAAAUACCCUCUUCUUGAAACCGAGCAAGCAUUAGACUUGUGGCCGUUAAGUGAGAUCUAGAAUGGAGCAAACUGUUUCCGAAAGACCUUUGUAUCAGGAGCAGCAUAUCAGCCAACUCCAUACACAACCUAAUGGUACAGUAAGCAGCAACGGUGCUCAUUUGGAACGGGAUCCAGAAGAACGAUGGUGCCCCAGGAGAAUUAGUGGCGAUCAAUUAAGACAUGAUAAGGUUCAAAUGCCUUUAUGUCGUGACAACUUACGAGGCAACUGUACUCGUGGAGCAUUUUGUAGAUUUUUACACUCUGAAUCUGAUGAACAUGAUAGAUCUAGGUUCUGUCAGAAUGAGCCAGAAAAGUUGGGUGAUGUUUCAACCGUUGGAAACUCACAAUUAUAUAGAACAAAUGAAGAAGCUGGUUCCACAGCUAAAUUUUCAUCAAGAGGUCGCAGGUCUCCUUGCCGUAGAUUUCAGAGUGGAAGGUGCUACCGUGGAGUAUCUUGCCCAUAUUUGCACCCUGAAAUGCCCAGUUUUCAUAAUUCGAGAGUAGAGCAGCAGCAAGUAGACAGAGCAGUAAGAGAUCCUGGUUUUGAUGGAAGGAAUAGAGACAACUUUGGAAGGAUUUCUCUGGAACAUGUUGAAGCAAAUAAGGAAAAUAAUUCAACGAUCAUGUCUUUUUCAAGAGAAUGCAGGAGCAGAUCUCCUUGUCAGCAUUUCCUCAGAGGCAAAUGUGAUUUUGGAGCAUCAUGCAAACGUUGGCACCCAGUUAAUACAUAUGCCAGUUCCAGACAUGAUUUGAAUACUCAACAUCAAGGAAUUACAGAAACUUUUAAUUACCCUGGUUCUGGCGAAAGAAGUCGAGAUGUCACUUUGAGGACAUCUCAAGAGCAUGACAGAGAAAAUAUGCAUAAUCUUUUGAGAACUGGUGCUUUUUCGAGGGAGUCCAGGGAAAAAUCACCCUGCCGAAAUUACCUCAGGGGAAGAUGUUAUCGUGGAUCAUCUUGUUUACAUUUGCACCCUGUUACUGUGUAUGAUAGACCAAGGUCUGAUUCAUGGAGUGCUGAACAACGUCAAGUAGUUUCUGGAACUUCGAGAUCUCCUCAUUUCGUUGAUGGCAGUAUAGCUACCAAUUUCAGGAUAUCUCAAAGUCACGAUCACAAUAAUUAUGUAAACCAACCAUGUCGUGACACACAUGCUUUCUGUGAGCAAAACAAAGCAUGGUUGACAAAGGAUGGUGUGCAGUUGGCUGGUAGCAGAGAAGAAAUGGAUGUAAAUGCAAGAAGUUCGUCUUAUGAGAGGCAGAGAAACAGGUUGGCUGGUAAUUUUGGUUGUGACAAGCCAAUACGAGAGGUUUGCCUUCAGUUUACGAAGGGUAGAUGUACCCGUGGAGAACUGUGUAGAUAUCUCCAUGGAUUCCAUGAAUAUGCUACUUCUACCUACAACUGGAAUGAAAAACCAAACGCAGAAGCUGCUCGAGAUUCUGGGUAUUUUGGUGUGGCAAAUCAAUACGCCAAUACAACGACGGCUCAAGAUCCUGCUGGUUUCAAGAACUAUCAAAGUUCGUUAGGUGAAAGUAGUCUAAAAGCAUCUGAUGGUUGGUUUGACAUGCGACGUGUUGAUGGGCUCAGUUGUGAAGUUUCCGGAGAAAAAAAUAGGAGUUUUUGCAAUUCUGCUAAAGGACAUGAGAAUGUUAGUUUAUGGAGUCGGCCAUUCAAAAGGCAAAGAAGCAGGAGUAGGUCUCCCAUCAACUUACAAGAUGAUUUCCAUAGCCGGAAGUUUAGUAGAUGUGAUUCUCGGAUUGACUUAUAUGGAGGUAGGUCCCGCAAUGUUGCGCAAUUUCAGUAUCCAGAUCGUCGUUCUUAUAGGUAUGAGAAGCCUGUGUAUCACGUGAAUGGCCAACAGCGGACAUGUGAAGAAACUUCAGUGAACCCUCGCUCUUGUGAACAUUAUGACUCCAAGCUGAUUACACCUCAAAUGCAUGAAAAAGUGGUUACUCAAGGUUUGCAGCUUGAACAGCAUGCCAAUGGCGGUGUUGGUUCAAAUACUGUGAUUGUGGGGAUGAAAAAUGAAGCUGAUACUGUAAAAUGUGCUUUACAACCUAGUCAUACUAACCAAAAUGAAGAGAUAUUAGCAGCAGACAGUGUUGCAGUAGAUAGUUCAGAGGGGGCAGCUGCUACUCCUGCUAGUAGUCAAGAUGCUCUGGAGUUGGGCUCAACAUAUUCAGGUGGAAAGCACCUUAUUUCUCCAUCGGCUAGUGAUCGGACGAUAUUAGUACACGAAGCCAAUGCUGAAGCACCCAUUGAUUCGGGUCAGGAAGGUAAAGAUGAAACUGUAGAGUUGACACCAUCAAUAAAAACCUAUUGUAGGAAGAAGAGUAAAAAAAGGCAGCCUAUAUCUUGUGAAGAACCUACGAGAGAAGAGGUAAUUGAUGCCUCAAAACAGGGCGUGGAAUUCUGUUCUGUGGUAGACACUUCAUUGAGUAAGCCAAAUAUUGUGAAUGUUUCUAGCAUUCCAGUAGAUAUGGAGAUGAGUGCCACCAGAAAUAAUGGUUUGGAGAAUGUGCUCAUGCAUGACCAUCCAGUCAAAAAGAAGUUUAGGAUAAGGCGUAAAAAAAAGGGCCCUGAUGCUUCGUGUGAAGAAACCAGGAAGGGAGAAGUAUGUAAUGAUUUGAAACUGGAUACCCCUGUCUGUUCUUUGGAGAAGACUUCCUUGAGCAAUCCAGAUAUUGUGUCUGUAUCUGAUAUUCCAGCUGAUGUGAAGAUGAGUGCUUCCAAUAAUAAUGAUUUGCAAAAUGUCCUCAUGGAUGAAGAUCCAGUGAUAAAGCAGGUAAAGAAGAAGAAUAAAAAAAAGCAGGCAAAGAAGAAUAAAAGAAAGCGCUCUGAAAUGGAAACAAGUGCAUCUUGUGAAGAACCAAUGAAAGAAGAGGCAGCUGAUUCCUCAAAACAGGGGAUUCAAAUCAGUUCUCUGCUAGAUACUUCUUUGAGUGAUGCAAAUACCUUGUCUUUAUCUGGAGUUCCAGUUGAAAUGGAGACAAGUGCUUCCAAAAAUAAUGAUUUGGAGGAUGUACUUAUGCGUGACCAGCCAGUUCAAAAGAAAGUAAAGAAGAAGCGUAAAAAGAAGAGACCUGCUGCAUCUUGUGAAGAAACCAUGGAGGUAGAGGUAACUGAUGUCUCAAAAUUGGGGACUCCUAUCUGUUCUGUGGUAGAGACUUCUAUUAGCAAUCCAAAUAUUGUGUCUGUAUCUGGUGAUCCAGUUGAUUUGAAGUUGAGCACUUCUAAUAAUAAUGAUUUGGAGAAUGUGCUCAUAGAUGGCCAAUUAAAAAAGAAGGUGAAGAAGAAAAAAAAGAAGCGUUCUAAAUCCGCAACUAUUGAAGAACCCUUGGAAGGAGAUGUAGCUGAUUCCUCUACACAAGUGAUGCCAAUCAGUUCUUUGGUAGAGACUUCUUUGAGUAUCCCAAAUAUCAUGUCUGGAUCUGGUGUUCCAGUCGAUAAGAUUAGUGCUUCAAAAAAUAACCAUUUAGAAAAUGUGCCUAUGUGUGACAAUCCUGUGAAACAGCAAGCUUUGCCAUUGUCAUUAAAAGGAGUUGUGCCAAAUUCUAGAAGAAAGCUUCUUGUCCUUGAUGUGAAUGGGAUAUUGGUUGACAUAGUCGUGGGUUAUAGUCAUCGAUAUAAGCCGGAUACAAGGGUGGCAACGAAAGCAGUCUUCAAACGUCCUUUCUGCGAUGAAUUUCUGCAGUUCUGCUUUGAUAGAUUUGAUGUGGGCAUUUGGUCAUCAAGAACUAGGCAGAACUUGAAGAAGGUGGUAGACUUUCUCUUGGAGGAUUCCAAGGAUAGGUUAAGAUUCUGUUGGGAUCAAUCCCAUUGUACUGCUACAGAAUACAAAACCCUUGAAAACAGGGAGAAGCCCCUUGUUCUAAAGGAACUUAAGUACCUGUGGUGGGACACCAAGGGGUCACGCCUUCCUUGGGAUGCUGGAUAUUAUAAUGAAACAAAUACAGUAUUGUUGGAUGAUUCACCAUACAAAGCUUUACGGAAUCCUCCCAAUACAGCCAUAUUUCCGCGUCCAUACAGUUACAAGAAUGCUGGUGAUCAUUCACUAGGGCCUGGUGGUGAUCUUCGUAAUUAUCUUGAAAGACUGGCAGAGGCUGAGAAUGUCCAGAAAUUCAUCCAGGAAAAUCCAUUUGGUCAAAGGCCCAUCUCCAUUGCAAGCAGGUCUUGGAACUUUUAUUCUAAAAUUGUUGGUAACUACGGAAGGCAAGAAGAAUAUUCAAAUAUUGCCCCCGUCUCAUAGCACUGUUUUGGUAGUAACAUUCUGCUAAAAGCUGGUUGAAUUUUCGUAAGAUGUUUGGCGCCUAUUAGGUUAUAUCUGCCAGUGCUGGCUGUAUACUUCAGGGGUUGACAGACUUUAGUUUGUCGUUUGUUUGUCGCUGUGAGUUUGUUGAGCAUGUACCCUUAAAGGCCUCACUCACAUCCGAGCAGUGCUAUGACUGCCUAUUCUCGAUGGUGGCCCUCAUUUUUGUACUUUAGGUUUUAUUUAGUUUUGUGACAGAAAUGUACAACUUACAAGUAAAUCAUAGAUGAUAGGCUUAUAAUUUAUUCUUUUAACUGGAUCGUGAUAAAAAGCUGUAAUUCAAUGUCAAGACGUGUAAUGCUGUUGAGCCUCUUAUUAAGAGAGUUGCCAAGGAGUUGAACCGAACCUGUAGCCAUGUUUUCAAUGCGGCUGAUUUUUUUUUUUUUUUUCUCCCUAUGUACUAAUAUAAUGAUCUUACAGUUUGUACCUUCUUUUAUAGUA
Molecule: messenger RNA, 5221 nt
Organism: Chenopodium quinoa (quinoa)
Lineage: Eukaryota; Viridiplantae; Streptophyta; Magnoliopsida; Caryophyllales; Amaranthaceae
Exons: 7
Coding region: 497-4720 (1407 amino acids)
Molecular function (GO): metal ion binding; phosphoprotein phosphatase activity
Source: RefSeq, a predicted model, not a curated record